GGUUAAAACAACGAUGAAUAAUGAUUUGAGCAAGAUAGAGCAAAAAGAGGAAAAAAGAGGUAGAGAAACGAGGUAGAUAUGCAAAGGGCCACGGAAUCUUCUCAAUUGCGGGCCAUGGUUCUUUUAGAAUAACCUUUGAAAGUUUUGGCAUCUCUCGAUACAUGCUCAAUGAUUGUUUGACACUCACCUGAAUACCACACCUAUUCACAUCAAACAACAGCUUCAGCCACAGCCUCAGUAUCAAACUCAACCUUGACGCCCUCACUCUCCCAAAGCACCAAUUGCUUCUUUCUCGUCCUCGUCUGAUCUCCCAAUAUCCAUCAGACUGGGCAUACUGAAACCUUCGCAACGAAAUCGCCAAUUCGGAAUAUAUCCCUAGGUAGUACUAGGUAUUCAGAGCCUCAUACCUUCUCCCCCGGAUUUUCAUGCAAAAGAAUCUAGAAACACACCUUCCAACUGCCUCAGAUCCACUUGUUUGCAAAUAUCUACCUCAUAACUUCUCAUCGUUCUUACUUCCACUAUAUUAAAGAGUUUCUGUCCUCUCUUCCUCAAACAAAAUCAGCAUCCAGUCAACUCAAGUUUCUACUACAAUAAUCCAUUAAUACUUAUUUGCAUCAAACGAUCCGCCGGCGGUUCAUACAACAUCACUCAAUAUCCAUACAUCUACUUUCUCAAUCAAACUUCUACUAUCAGCCAAUCAACCUUCAGCCAAAAUGGAUAUGACAACUUCAGACAUGGAUAUGUCCUCCACCAUGUCCACCAUGUCCAACACAACCACAAUGGAUAUGUCUAUGAUGUCAAUGACCUUCUUCAUCUCUAAGACCACCGCCCUCUACUCUACCAUGUGGACACCAACAACCGAUGCCGGCUAUGCAGGAACCUGUAUCUUCCUCGUUCUCCUCGCUACACUCUUCCGCGGCCUCCUCGCCGUCAAAGCCUGGAAAGAAAGCGCAUGGCUUGCCGAAGAAACCAAUCGUCGCUACGUCACCGUUGCUGGAAAGGGUCCCAAAUCCGAGCGUAUUAGCAUAGAUAGCGAUUCGAAGAAUAUGACACUUAGUGAGAAUGGUGUCGAGGAGAAUGUAAUGGUUGUUAAGACACGUACUAUGGGUGUUAGACCAUGGAGAUUGAGUGUCGACCCUGUAAGAGCGGUUAUGGAUACUAUUAUUGCUGGUGUUGGAUGGUUACUUAUGCUCGCAAUUAUGACUAUGAAUCUCGGAUAUUUCCUAUCUGUCUUGGGCGGUACAUUCCUUGGAAGUUUGGCAUUAGGUCGUUAUGUCAUUGCUUUUGAGCACUAGACAUAUCAAAUAACAAGCAAACAACCUAUAGAUGUACUGCGGCAGGCAAGCAGCUUUAUAGGAUUUAAUUUAAUGAUUAUGAUCAUAGGAUAGGGAUGGAGAAUUGGAGAGGAGUUUACGGUGACAAAGCGCACAUCAUUUCAAUUAUAGAGAUGGUUGAUGUUUUGACUUCUGGGGGAGGAAUUGGGUAUUAUGACUCGUUAAUGAAGCAUGAUUGUUAAAUUACCUGAUCGAUCGAUUACGAUGUGAUAAUUCUUUGUCUGGAUUUGGGAUUUUUGAGAUGGGAGUUGGGGAUUAAAAAGAUGGUAUAAAUAUUGCUUGUUAGCAUGAGCAUUAGCAUCAGCAUAAGCAUGAGCAUAAGCAUGGAAGGGGUACGAUGGGAAGAUAAAGAAGAGAAGAGAGCUCGUGUAGAUUCAUACACAUUAUAUCUAUAUCAAGAAGAAGAAAAACACUUCAAAAUAAGUUCUAUUUCCA
Messenger RNA from Botrytis cinerea B05.10, 1769 nucleotides. RefSeq lists its product as hypothetical. Lineage: Eukaryota; Fungi; Ascomycota; Leotiomycetes; Helotiales; Sclerotiniaceae. Gene Ontology annotation, biological process: copper ion transmembrane transport; intracellular copper ion homeostasis. Gene Ontology annotation, cellular component: plasma membrane. The record is from RefSeq and is a predicted model, not a curated record. The transcript has 2 exons. Bases 714 to 1295 code for a protein of 193 amino acids. Gene Ontology annotation, molecular function: copper ion transmembrane transporter activity.